UUGACCACCCAUUUUAAACGCUUACCUGUUUCUGUUCUCGUUUCACUCCUGUUCAAACAACAGAGAAUGACGAAAAACUGUGGAAAAUUCACGGUUCCUGUCGAGGAGUUUGUUUUCGCUUAGAUGGAAGCACGACGGCUUGCGGUUCUCUGUUCCCAUCUUCGCCAGAUUGAUCCGGGACCUUCUAGCUUACCUGAACGGCCAAAAUUGAACACUUUAUCAGGUUUGUCGACUUCCAAUUGCUCUACCAAUGCGGAUGAUCAGCACAGAAGUGAUUCUGCGAAGAAGAAUGAAGAAAAGCAUUGUAUUUUCUGUAAGAUUAUUCGAGGUGAAUCCCCUGCAUUCAAGCUAUAUGAGGAUGACAUAUGCCUGUGCAUUUUGGAUUUAAAUCCACUCAUUCAUGGGCACUCACUUAUUAUUCCAAAAUCUCAUUUUUCAUCCUUGGAAGAAACUCCUCCUCCUGUGGUUGCUGCAAUGUGUUCUAAAGUGCCUUUCAUCAGCAAAUCAAUUAUGAGAGCUACUAAAUGUGACUCAUUCAACUUAUUGGUUAAUAGUGGUGCAGCUGCAGGCCAAGUUAUAUUUCAUACACAUAUCCAUAUAGUUCCUCGGAAUGCACACGAUCAGUUAUGGACUUCCAAGAGUUUUAGGAGACGACGCAUAAAGCUGGACAAAGAAGCAGCUCAGCUUGCAGAUCACAUUCGAGAACAGUUCAAGGUGCUUGAGAAAAAUUGUGAAGAUCACAGUUCUCAGCAAUCUAGCGCAGUAGGAAAAGAGUGAGAUUGCUGAUUACCAUGCUAGAUUCCUGAAUUUGUAUUCUAUGUACAUUAAUUGUCAAUUUAUCAUUCUUUGGAGUAAGUUCAAAGUUGAGCAACUGUGUUUAAGUCGUGUUAUAUUAGGUAUCAGUGUGUCGAGAAAUAAAUUUUCUUGCUUAACAAUUAAUUGUGGAUGUUUAAAACACCGUUUCGGUAGUGCCAUUGUGAUUAUUUGUAAUUGAUCGCAUGAGUAGUUUAAGGUGAUGUCCUGUUGUGCGUGUGUAUGGCGCACACGUCGUACAUGUACAUACUUGGUAACCUGGGUUGUCGGAUGGGUAACCUGGUAAUCCAGUUAUAAUCUGGUUUCUUGUUUACUUCUAAUCUGCUAUGUUACAAAACCUGUUGGCUCAGUCAACAACCUGUUACCUGGAUGCCAA
Messenger RNA from Nelumbo nucifera (sacred lotus), 1189 nucleotides. RefSeq names its product histidine triad nucleotide-binding 3 (gene HINT3). Gene Ontology annotation, molecular function: adenylylsulfatase activity. The record is from RefSeq and is a predicted model, not a curated record. Gene Ontology annotation, biological process: sulfur compound metabolic process; purine ribonucleotide metabolic process. Lineage: Eukaryota; Viridiplantae; Streptophyta; Magnoliopsida; Proteales; Nelumbonaceae.